AUGAUGCCCAACACAAACACCCCCUACAAUCCUGCAGCUCACAGCACACCUACCACACUACUCCCAGAAGAGGUUUUCGGCUACAUUGAUGUUGUAACAUUGGCAGAUAUCCACCGGUACCUCCGGGAGAGUGAGGCACAGGAUGACAUCGACCUUGCGGCAUGGAUCCAGGAGAACUAUCUUUACGGUGUUGAAAAAGACCAACCUACAGCGACGAUUCGUACAGCCCAAGGCUUUGCUCAGUUGGAUCGAGCAUACCGCCGAGUGCGAUCACUCACUAACAAGGCUCAAGACAAGUGGCCGUUCUUUGACAGAAAUUUCAAGGAAAUGUCCUCAGCCACAGUGCGGAACAACGCACGCGGUGAGGCUGCCCCGGGAGUAUUAUAUCCGAUUGAAAAAGCGCAGAAGGCCUCGACUGCAGUUGAGCAGCUGGGUGCUUCAUCCAUAUCCAAUACUUCUUCAGCCCCGGGGCUCCAGGUGCCGUUUGCUUCGGUAAAGCCAAGCCGCCACCAGCUUUGUAAACAGGAGGAAACUCGUCCAGCGCAACAGAACCCAACUCUUCUCCCGUCCAAUCUACCAGCAACUCCUGCUCAGCAGCAGGCACGUGAGAAGGUCUUAGUUCAUUCCAAGAAUUUGGCACAAGAGACUUCCAUGUGUACGGACACUACUACAGACGCCAACAGCCGAGAAAUGAUUGAAGCUGAACUGCCGCAGCCUGCGCCAACUUCAAUCGGACGGACGCGCGACGCAGCUGAAGAUGUCAAGAUAGAGAACCCGUCUACCAGUCCAUCGAGUGGUUCCAAACUUAACGAUGAUGACUCCAAAGCGAACCCCGUUCGAGAUGCUGGAGGUGGCAAGGUCCGUGGACCGAAUGGGCGAUAUCUGUCCAAGGAUGACGAUUUGUCCAGCCUGAAGAAGAUUAAGAAACCCAGAGGAAAGGGUGGUAGACCAAGAUUGAAGUCAUCUGACGAAAAUCAUUUGAUGACGGUGGAUGGAUUUUCAGAUAAGCCCGAGGAGCUGUCAACUGGAGACGAGGAUGUCUCCGUUGAAGUGCAGACACCUUCGACACCACCUCCGGACCAAAAGAUAGAGGAACAGAACAAGAGCAACCCGGCUACUACACUCGCAGUCCUUGAUACCACAUCACCCCUUACUACCAAAAAUGAGACUGAGAACCAAGCGACUUCCUUGACAGAGUCUACUCCUGCAUACCUUGCAGCUGAAGCUGAUCCGGUGCUUUCAAACUUGGAUCGUCUACCGCCUAAUUCCCGUAGGGCCAUUAAGAGGAAGAGCGAGCCGGUUGUUCAGGAAGGGGAGCGCAAACGCGGUAGAUAUGGCGGCAUAGUGGGCCGCCCGCGGAAGUCGGAACAACGUGAAAACCGCCAAAGUGCUCAGGGAAACGAUUUAAUACAAGUUCAUGGAGAACAUGGGCCAGAUUCAUUACCCCAGAUGACGACACGUCGAAGUGCCAGGCAAUCUGCUGCAGCGAACUUGGAUACUUCGAAGGCCGACGAGCUAACGUCCGAGCAUGAACAAAAAGACUCGAAGCUUUUGGAGAAAGAAGUAACAGCAGAAACUUCCCCGAGCAAUGAAAGUAUGACCACAGCGGAAGACAAGACUAUGGGAGGCAUGGAGGAGAAAGACAUGCCUACCAUUCACAAGAACACUCCUGCACCUGCCCGUAAAUCAAAGAAAAAAGGCGCACGCUCGUCAGCUGAGCCUAGUACUCGCAAGCGUUCGGCUAAAACCCCGAAAGCAGAUCUAUCGAAGAUGAGUUUGGAGAAAACCGCUCCCGUCCCCGCAACGGCAUCGUCUACAGAUAUGGAGAAAGACGGAACCACGCCAACUUCGUCUGAUUCAGCCGGUUUUAUUACGGUCAGCGGAACAAAGAAAACUCAUACUGGUCACUUGGAGUUGUUUGCGCGUCUGACUACCGGUCACGGUAUCAUCGAGUUCCCCAUUCCCACCGAUCAGCUUAACAGCGAUGAGGCGAAGAUGGUUGAAAAGUACGCCGAGUGGAACGCGCAACCAGAUGCAGUCCCAGUCCCGUAUGAUCAGUUCCGCCAGAUCUUCUCCUUCGCUAAAACGAAUUGA
Messenger RNA from Bipolaris victoriae FI3, 2094 nucleotides. RefSeq lists its product as hypothetical. The transcript is spliced from 5 exons. The record is from RefSeq and is a predicted model, not a curated record. NCBI's taxonomy places the organism in Eukaryota, Fungi, Ascomycota, Dothideomycetes, Pleosporales, Pleosporaceae. The coding region runs from base 1 to 2094 and encodes 697 amino acids.